Molecule: messenger RNA, 2513 nt
Organism: Amphimedon queenslandica
Lineage: Eukaryota; Metazoa; Porifera; Demospongiae; Haplosclerida; Niphatidae
Product: ubiquitin-associated and SH3 domain-containing protein B-like
Exons: 9
Coding region: 279-2363 (694 amino acids)
Molecular function (GO): protein binding
Source: RefSeq, a predicted model, not a curated record
UAUAAAACAUCUAUCUAAAAGGUGCAAAUGACGAACAAUUGCUCAGUUCUCCGUGUUGUUGUGUUGAGGCUACUCGAGUAAGGGAUAGGAGACCUCGCCAGGAAGUACUACUACACCAGGAUUGAUAGUAAAGCUAAAGGAAAUCUCUGUAACCACACUCUGCCUAUGCUGGAGGAACCAAGCCUUAAUAUACACCAGUCUUAAACAAGUUUCUUCACUGCUAAACUAUAUAUAACACUGUAAUAAAAGGACUCCUGCGCAUGCUUUAGAGGCAUACAAUGGCUGAAAGGGAUCCACAACCACAACAACCUCAACUGGUCACCAACCACACAGUCCCACCUCCUCCUCCUCUGGAAAGAAGCACAGAGUUGAAGAAACUGGAACCAGGGACCUCAAAAACAAUACUACAGAGCAAGGACUCGCGUAGGAUACUCAUCGACAUGGGGUUCUCCAAACAUAGAGCAGAGAAGGCUUUGACGGCUACUGGCGACUGUGGCAUACAAGUAGCAGCUGACUGGUUAUUGAGUCAUGUGUUUGAUCCAGAUUUAGACAAGAUCACUCCCAGGGAGUACAUAGUCUAUGCUUGCCCAGUGGGUGCGCUGGGGACUGCCAUUGAGGACUUCAUGGAGUCAGCCAUGAACCAAACCGGGAGGAACGGAGCACACAAAUCAUUUCCACACGUCACACUUUGUCAGUUCUUUAAAGUAGAGGAUUCCCUUGCCCCUUAUGUAGUCCACGCCCUCAAAACCAGUUUCACGUCAAUGAUUAAGGAUGCCCCAGCAGAGGUGAAGCUAAAGCGGUUUACCACUCAGGGCUACAUUGGUCUUUUCCUUGAGGACGACAUUGCCACUUGGUUCAGGGAAUUCACGAAAUCCUUUGCAGCCGAAGUAAAGCAACACGGAGUUACAGUAGAGCCUCAUCGUAGACAGCUACAUAUAACAAUGGCACACCAGUACCUACCAGAGCAUCACAAGACACUGGAAGACUUAGCGAUGUCACUAGUUGACCCAACACAGCCGGCAAAGUGGGAGAUUAGACUUUAUUCCAGGGACAUACGUCUAGCUACGUCAGAAGUGUACAAGGUGCUAUAUCCAUAUACUCCACGCAAAGAGGACGAGCUUGAACUGGUUGAAGAUGAUUACGUGUUUGUAGCUACUUCAGAUCAAGGAAGAACUGACAGUGAGGGCUGGUAUAUAGGUACCUCAUUCACCACAGGCUGCAGUGGCAUGUAUCCUGGAAAUUAUGUGGAGAAAGUGAAAGACUCAGACUGCUGGACACUACACAGAUCAUGGAUCAUGUCUAAUCCAGAGGAAGAGGAAGAAGUCAAGACUCCACCAAACGUACUGACUAAGAGUAUCUUUAAAGCUAGGAACUCAACGAUACGAAGAGAAGACCAGCAGUCAUACAGCAGCAGUGUUGGUCUCUUGCCAGAGAGGAAGAAUGUUGAGGAGUUAUACGCAAAAGUGAAGCCGAGAAAGAAGAGAAACGAAGAGUCACAGUCUCCAAACUCAUCGACAAACGGUCACUUGCACGAAGAGCCAGAGAGCCCCCCUGCCGUACCCCAGGGACCCCGUAGAGUCUUCAUAUUCCGACACGCAGAGAGAGUAGACGUCACGUUCGGUAAACAAUGGAUACAGCUCUCCUUUGACGCAGAAGGAUACUACAACAGGCGGAACUUAAACAUGCCCAAGGAGCUACCAAAGAGACGAGGAGGACCACAGGACUUCACGAAGGACUCACCAAUAACAGAGACUGGUCUAUUUCAGGCUAGACUGACUGGAGAGGGCAUGAGAGAGCAAGGUAUCAAGAUACAUCACGUGUUUGCCUCACCUGCUCUCCGCUGUAUACAAACCGCCAAUGCUUUUCUACAAGGAAUGGGGGACUUCCAUACUAAGAUAAAGAUAGAGAACGGCCUGUUUGAGUGGCUGGCCUGGUGUCACGGGGAGAUACCCUCUUUCAUGCACAGCGAAGAGAUACUCAAGUUUGGCCUCCAAAUUGAUCCGACCUACACCUCAAUGGUCUCCAUGAAGGACCUCAAACCGAACGAAACCCACUUAGAAUUUUAUAAGAGGAUGUACAACAUCACUCGACUCCUUCUCAAGAAUAUCGGGCCGUCGAGUGGCAAUGUCAUGAUCGUUGGACACGCUGCAACUCUUGAGGCUUGCUCAAGACAGCUCUGUGGAGGACAGCCACGCAACGCACAGGAACUAACUAAACUCGUACAGAAGAUACCUUACUGUGGGGUGGCAGUCUGCCAGGAGAGUGGGUCCGGUAGGAACAGUACGUGGGACUUUAUAGACCCACCAGUCCCACCUCUCACCCAUGCUCCUAAUAUUAGGUUCGAUUGGCGUUGCUUACAAUAAUAAUAAUAAUAAUAGUAAUAAUAAUAGUAAUAAUUAUGAUAGCAAUAAAAUAAUAUUGAUAAUGUAGUAUUGCUAUGUUGUUCUUGCGUGUAGUUGUUUUAUCUCUUCUAACUCUUUACUUUCAUUUCAAUUGUUAUAAUCAUCACAAUA